UAUCACCCACGGCACCCUGCGCGUCCGCUCGGCUUCAACUUCAGACAUAUCGGCGACGCGGAGAGAGGCGGGCGCGGAUUCGGCGUUUUCACGAAGCAAACGACUCCGGGGACGGCUCCAGGCUCAUCAUACCAGACAUUCUUACUACUAGAGCUAUGGAAGAACUACUCCAACCUGCUCCUCCGCUGACUGCAAUAAUAUGAUGCGACAGUAGUUUCAAAACCCCUUUUUCAGUCUGAUCACCCCUGCCCCCAACUCGCUCACUCCCAGCCCUCUGCGCAUAUGUUUACCUUUUGUCAUGGCGACUGUUGACGUAGCAGCAGAUCCCUCCCCCAAGAGAAAACAUGGCGGAGGGCAGAAGGCAACAUAAAGCUCACAAAGCAACCGUUGCUUUACAUGGAAAGACAAUGAAGUCAAUACAAAUGCAUGGAUCCUUUGCCGGGUGAAACUGCAUAAUGCGGGACGGACAUAGCAGACUACAAGUGCCUUUUCGUUGCAUGUCUAAUCAAUUAAGUUAAUUAAGAAAAGUUGGAGGAGCGGCCAUUCUGCGCCACCAUGUUAAGCUUCCAGUCAAAAUGGCGCUACUUCUUCAUGUUCUUGGGCAUUCAGUUGGUUGUGAUGGCGCUGCUGUCUCGCGAGGGAUACCAAAAACGGGUGAAUUACUUUAUCCGAAUCUUCCGUAAACCCGAGCAUGGUCGCAAUAAUUCGGGGCUGGUCCUGGGAGGAGACGUCUACGCCAACCUCACGCACCUGCCCAAACCCCACCCACACAGAGAUGACAUGCCCUACUGCCCGCUCAAGUCUCCCCUUAUAGCCGGGCCCAUCCAUGUGAGCUUCCCAUCAGGCCUGAGAUUGGCGGAGGUGCAGAGGAAGAACCCCCUGGUGGUGAGAGGAGGACGCUACAGGCCACCAGACUGCGAGUCCAGGCACCGCACAGCCAUCAUCAUCCCCCACAGAAACCGGGAGCACCAUCUCAAGUUCCUGCUCUACUACCUGCACCCCUUCCUCCAAAGGCAGCAACUCACCUACGGCAUCUACGUCAUCCACCAGGCGGGGAACUACACUUUUAACCGGGCUAAGCUGAUGAAUGUGGGCUUCCGAGAGGCCAUGAAGGAGGAGGACUGGGACUGCCUCUUUUUCCACGACGUUGACCUCAUACCUGAAGACGAUCGCAAUACCUACGUCUGUGACGCCAAUCCCAAGCACGCCGCCAUCGCCAUGGACAAGUUUGGAUACAAGCUUCCUUAUAAGAUGUACUUCGGGGGCGUAUCAGCUUUGUCCCCAGACCACUACCUAAAAAUGAACGGCUUUCCAAACAACUACUGGGGCUGGGGAGGAGAGGACGAUGAUAUUGGAAUCAGAGUCUCUUUAGCGGGAAUGUACAUCACACGGCCAUCGGUCAAAGUCGGUCGCUACAAAAUGAUUAAACACAAACUUGAUGAAGGCAACGAUGUCAAUCCCAAGAGGUUCAACAUGCUGGCCAAAACCCGUCAGACGUGGAAGCUGGACGGCAUGAACACUGCAGAAUAUCAGAUCGUGUCUAAGGAGUACCUGCCACUUUACACAAACAUUACAGUGAACAUCGGCACUGAACAGGGUUUAAAGGAGUUGCCCAAACCACCACCCGCCCCAGCCAAAGCCCCGCCUACUACUGCCCCUAAAGAACCAGUGAAACCCCCAGCUGUCACGCCGACCAAACUAAAAGAGGCGCGCACAGAGAAGAAGAGCACCCCCUAGACUCAACUGAACUGGAAAAAUGCUGUCCGUGCUAUAAGAGGACUUUCUCUCCAAGUAGCACUUCACAUUUGGUGAUAUUUUGAACCUGCUCUACAUAGCGGCCCCCCUUUGCUUCUGUGAAUUCUUCUGUGGGAGCCAAGCAAAGAGUAAUGGCCUAAAGUUGGACUCUAUGAGUUUGAUGUAUCCACAGCGCUGUAGUCGCUGGUUAAGCCUUGUGAUGCCUUAAGAACUUCUAUAUUUUUUUUUCAUGACUUCUCUAGAAUGUUGGAUUUUAAAGGUGCAUUGUGUAACUUUUCUGGUCGAGAGUCUGGUCCGUCACCUGCUGUUUCUAUGGAUAUGUCAUUGUUCUGCCUGGAAUGUUCCACAGUGUGACAUUAAACAGCUCCACCUUG
Messenger RNA from Boleophthalmus pectinirostris (great blue-spotted mudskipper), 2129 nucleotides. RefSeq names its product beta-1,4-galactosyltransferase 3. Gene Ontology annotation, biological process: carbohydrate metabolic process. The record is from RefSeq and is a predicted model, not a curated record. The transcript is spliced from 7 exons. Bases 556 to 1737 code for a protein of 393 amino acids. Lineage: Eukaryota; Metazoa; Chordata; Actinopteri; Gobiiformes; Gobiidae. Gene Ontology annotation, molecular function: glycosyltransferase activity.